Molecule: messenger RNA, 2070 nt
Organism: Dovyalis caffra
Lineage: Eukaryota; Viridiplantae; Streptophyta; Magnoliopsida; Malpighiales; Salicaceae
Source: the annotation of a GenBank genome assembly
AUGUCAAUCCAACAAAAUCUGGAGAAAGCCGUGUCCACGUUGCGGAAGCGUCUGUAUCAGGCAAUAGAUCUGACCGCCGGACCGAUUGAUGAGAGCAUGAAAGAAAAUGAAUUGGUUUUAAAAUUCCAAAGCAUUGAUGUCAUGCUUCGUAACUUGGAAAUCAAUCUUCCUGACAUCAAAGCUUGGGAAGACAAAGUCGAGAAGCAAUUCACUGAAAUGCGGCUCCAAAUUUACAAAACUUUAACGCAUGCCAAGAGUAAAGCUGGUGACAUCAAGGUCGAUCUGCUGCUAGUUGAAGACAAAAUUGAAGAGUUAAACAAUGCAUUGCUGCCACCAGACCUUGGAAGAAAUUGCUGCAAGUCACAAGGUGAGAUAUUUAAAAGGGCUGGGAGGAGAAAAGUGUUGAGAGAGUGGAAAGAGCAAGGAGUGGAAAAGAUUAUAUAUGAAAGCUUGGCUAUACUGAAUCUCCAGGCAAGUUAUGACAGUCUUGAGAAACUUGAGUUGAAACUCUGCUUUCUCUUUCUCUCUGUUUUCCCAGAGAAUGCUAUAAUAAAAAAGAGGCCAUUGAUCUACUGGUGGAUCGGCGAGGGAUUGAUAGUGGGGACUGCUGAAAACAAGACAGCUGAGGAAGAAGGAGAAAGUAUCUUUCAGGAAUUAAUAGAGCUAGAGCUCAUCGUGCCAUACCAUGAAAUACCCCACAAACCUAGCCCAGUUGUCAAAGCAUGCAAAAUGCAUCCUUGGAUUCGUCACAUGGCAAUCUCUUUGGCUCAAAAGGCUGACCUGUUUGACUUCGAUUCCUCAGGAUCACCAUCUUAUGGUAACUCUAGAUGCCGACGUGCAUGCUUGGUUUUGGGUAAUCACAAUUCGUCUGCUGUUACUGAUUCAAAAGAGGAAAAUUUGUUAACAGUGUUCAAUUUAAGUGAGCAAUAUCUUGAUUUGAGUCCCGACUGGCUUCAAAAGUUGAAGAAGGUUGAGGUGCUUCAGCUUGGGGCAUGGCAUUACUCACCUAAACAUCACAUUGAAGUCGAAAAGGAAGAAGUUUUAAGAGGCCUGGGGGCGCUAAAGCACUUGAAAUAUCUCAGCCUCCGAGGAAUAUCUCUAAUAACCAAACUUCCUUCAUCCAUUGGCGAACUGCUUGCCCUUGAAAUUCUUGAUCUCAGAGCGUGCCACAAUUUAGAGGAAUUGCCUUCUGAAACGGGGUCUUUGAUGAGGCUUACCCAUCUUGAUGUGUCUGACUGUCCCUUCUUAGAAAGCAUGCCAAAGGAGCUUCAGAAUCUCAUUCGUCUUCAUGUGCUCAAGGGUUUUGUGAUCGGAAACUCAAAAACUUCCUGCAAGAUAGAUGACCUCUCUAAUUUGAAGGAACUGAGGCGGCUUGGUAUAUUUAUAGGGAAUGAGGCAGUAGUCCGAGAAGGGGAGUUCACAAAACUGAAGGACAUCGGAAAACUUCACAGCCUAACAAUAUGGUGGGGAGUAAAAAAAUCCAGGGAACCACCAAGAGGAAAGUCUCCAGCACUAUCUAAACUGAAGUCCAUGAGAUUAGCUGCCAUGGCUGACUUAGGCACUCAGGCAAAUCCACCAACAGAACUGAAGCCCAGUACACUGAAGAAGUUAAAAAAACUCUACGUAAGGGGAGGAGAUAUUACGAAGUUGUACGAUGGGGAAAAAGAUCAACAGUGGAAUGUUGAAGUUUUGCGUCUCAAGUUUCUCAAGGAUUUCAAGCUGAACUGGAAACAACUGAUGCUAACAUUCCCUCGGCUUGGUUUUUUAGACGUCAAAUGUGACCAGAGUGAAAAUAAACAAGAAGAGGAUUUGAAGUAUAAAGAAGAUUUCGUGUUAAAAGGCAGGUCUGAAAUAGAAAAGUACUACAAGGAGAAAGAAACUUCGGAAGAGGAAGAGAAGUUUAAGAAGAAUGUCAUGCCACCAGAAAAUGAAAAUUAUGAGGAACGAAAAUCUUUGAAAAAAGAUAACCGUGGGGAGGAAGCGUUAGCAAAUAAAGGUAAGGGAAAGGAAGUAAUAUCGGAAAUUAUGAUCGAAAAAGCCAGUUCCGGUUACGAUCAUUCCUCGCAGUAG